Molecule: messenger RNA, 3554 nt
Organism: Podospora pseudocomata
Lineage: Eukaryota; Fungi; Ascomycota; Sordariomycetes; Sordariales; Podosporaceae
Exons: 2
Coding region: 1426-2397 (323 amino acids)
Cellular component (GO): intracellular anatomical structure
Molecular function (GO): oxidoreductase activity, acting on NAD(P)H, oxygen as acceptor
Source: RefSeq, a predicted model, not a curated record
UCACGGAGAUGCCGAACGCGGUUACGUUACCCGGCAUGCAGAAGCGGGGGAUCCGGGCUUGGCGACCGAACCCCCCCAUAGAAAGAACAUUUCAGCGAAUGUCUCGCGAAAAUAUCAGAGAACGGGGGAACGAGGUUCGCGAUGGCCAUGUCUCAACAGGAAUCGAGGAUAUCGAACUGCGAUAUGGUGGGACAGAGAAUACAGCUGCCGAGAAGGUGUGUACCCCAAGAUAAGUGGCGGGAGCGGCUUCAAUCUUUCCGGUGGUGUAGACAAUCUCUAUGUGGUGGGUAGGACAGCAUCCGGCCCAAGCCGCGAGCCGGCUGUUUCUCUCCUGUCCUACCUCACACUUGCCAUGGCUCGAGGGGCAGAAUCUCCUCCAUUCACAACAGACUGGUGAUCGAUGUGAUGGUGGUAGAAAGUAACCCAGCCUGUUGGCUUCAAGCCAAUAGGCGCGGAUACAGCGAGCCAGUCGCGAUCUGGACCAACUGGGGACCUGGUUCGGGAUUUAUCAAGGUGCAUCUCGUGCAGGUUGACUUGCCACCUUGAGAUGUACGCCGCUCGAUCGGGACGCUUUGUGAUAGAAGGACGCUACUGAGAAUCACACCCCUCUAGCUGCUUUCUCGACUUGCUGCAGCUAUAGCUCCGCUCUCUGCACUUUCGACAUCAACUGUGCGAGCGGGGUGCCCGAACCACUGGCCAGCGUCAUUCUACCAUCAGUCAACAUCAUGUUGUGUGCUGAGACCACUGUAGGCCACGCGCCCAGAUAUCUAUUACCCCUCGGCCCUUCCUCAAGAGGAAAACCCGUCGCUGCUCCAAAUCCAAUGCUCCCUCAAGCUUUCCCCACAUCGAGGUGAUCGGCGUUUAGCUGGGCGGUCUCGAAACUGCACCUCGAUGCCGUAGCAGUGGGAGGAGGCAACCACGCUUGAUAUUGCGUGCUACUGCGGUUCUUGAUACGGUUCAAGCCCCGUUCUAUUGGACUUGGGUGAGUGGGUAGGGUUGGAUCUGAAGUUGACCGGUCCAGGGCCAUCUCACCGGUUGCAUGACACGGCGUUGUUAGCUGCACCGUAUCCUGGGGUUGUGCCGGUUCGGACUUGAAUCUGAGGCUUGAGGAUCGAGUUGAGCUGGCAGAUAGGGGCCGAGAGGGGAAUCUGAAAAAGGGUGAUUGAUCAUCAGAAUUGGCGUAUGAUGUGUACCUAUGUGUAUCAGAUAGAUUCGCCCUAAGAUGUGGUCUAAUGCAGGGACUUGAGAGGCUUGAGAGCCUAUAUAACAUUCUCCGUGUGUCAUUGUUGCCUCGACUUCACAUUCCUCCAAAGAUAAGUGAGACAACUGCUUGCGACACAAAGCCUCCAGCAGACACACUCUCGGAAGCCCCCACAGACCCUCAAGAGAACAACACCUCAAGAACGCGUCAGAAAGCCACAGAAAAUGGCCUCCCUCCUCCCCAGAACUGCCUCCAGAGCGGCCAGAUCCAUGACCUUGCGACCUGCCACCUCACUCCCCAGAAACAACCCACUUCAUAUCCCCCGUCAGACCACCACCAUCCCCCUUCCCAACACCACCCGACCCUUCUCCUCCUCCACCUCCCUCCAAACCGACCUAACCCAACCCCCUUACUCCCCGCCGUUCAAAGACCUCUUCACCCUCCAAAACCACAUCAUCCUCAUCACCGGCGGCGCCCGCGGCCUAGGCCUAACCCAAGCCGCAGCCCUCCUCUCCGCCGGCGCCAAAGUCCACGCCCUCGACCUCCUCCCCCCAACCCCCGAGUUCCUCUCCGUCCAGCAGUCCUUCCCCUCCGGCGCCCUAACCGCCCACCAAGUCGACGUGCGCGACCAAUCCGCCCUGGCGACCAUCGUCGGCGGCAUCGCAGAAAAGGAAGGGAAAAUCAACGGCCUGGUCGCCGCGGCGGGGAUACAACAAGAGACGCCCGCGCUCGAGUACAAAAAGGAAGAUGUCGACAAGAUGAUGGGGGUGAACGUCACGGGCGUGUUCAUGACCGCGCAGGCGGUGGCGAGGGAGAUGAUUGCACGAAAGCAGAGGGGGAGUUUGGUGCUCGUGGGCAGCAUGAGUGGGACGGUGGCGAAUAGGGGGUUGAUUUGCCCGGCGUAUAACGCCUCCAAGGCUGCGGUCUUGCAGCUUGCGAGAAACCUCGCCGCGGAGUGGGGUGAGCACGGCAUCAGAGUUAACUCGCUUUCGCCCGGGUACAUCGUCACGGCUAUGACGGCAGGCUUGUUCGACGCCUUUCCCGAACGGAGGACCGCCUGGCCGGAUGCCAACAUGUUGAAGCGACUGAGCUAUCCGGAAGAGUACAGAGGCGCGGCCAUCUUUUUGCUCAGCGAGGCAAGCAGCUUUAUGACGGGGGCUGACUUGAGAGUGGACGGAGGGCACUGUGCUUGGUAAACUUGAGCUGGGGGUUGAGUUCAAAGAUGGGUAUCGUAUGGUAUUUGUACAGGAAGAGACGUCCUAUCUCUUCGUUCUUCCUUUGCUUUCUAGUCUUACAAGAGGGUCUGAUAGCUUACGCCGGCAGGAGCAGGACUUGGUAUAAGAAGUUGCUUUCUUGUCCCUUUUUACUUGCUUAUGCUCAUGAGGCGAUGGAGAGAAAGUCCCUUCCGAGCUUAGCCACGACCCCCUUUUUCAGCCCUAGUUGUUUCUCAAUCGCCUGGUCUGACUCGCCCUGUUCACUCAGGACGAAGAUCUUCUUAAUGAUGCCGAUAUCCAAGAGCUCCUUCCCUUGAUGAGUAGACUUGCCCCAGUCCUCCAUCUCCCGCUUUGCCUGUUCCUCUAGCCGCCUGCGGUUCUCCAGCGCUCCAAGAGUAGGGUUGUUCUUCGCCGAGGGAAACAUGGGGCCGGAGAUGGACUGGGAAAUGCCUGAAGCGUCGACUAGCGGCGAUGCUAUUGAGGAGGGGGAGUAUGUUGGGUUAGGCUGGACAGCACCCAUUUGUUUGAGGCGCGAGGCAAAAUCGGUGGAUGGGUAGUCUGAGGGGGUCUUGUCUGGGUUUGCGGAGUAGGAAUCUUGUUUCGAAGAUGGAGAGGAUCGACCGGCGGCUUUGGGUAGGUUGUUAGCACAUAAUGUUGGUUGGAUAUCGGUUGGAAAGGCAGUACUAACACUCAUUCUUUGUGACAGAGGGCCGUGGCGCAAAUUGAGUUGUGGACUUUGGGGGUACAGCCUGUGCUUGCGCUCGAGAUGCUGGAGAUGGCGCUGGUGGUGUUGUUGAUUCUGGAGCUGCAUUUCUCACAGCUGUGAGAGAUGAGGGGGUCGCUGAUCCUGGAGCUCUGGUCGGAAACUUGCGCACAGCAUUCUGUGCUGGUUUGGAGCUUGCGCCGCCCAUUUUGAAGCCGAUAUCUUCAGGAAAAUAUCGUGGUUGGAGAGAGUCAAAGUUCGCAACUUUUCCGUUUUGCGAUUGGCGAUGGGGUGCAACGUCAUUGAUGACAGGAAGAGCUUCAGCCACAGUCUAUUUAGUGCAUGUGGCUGAUUUUUGAGCUCUCGCCACCUCCUUAGGUAAAAAAGGGGCAAUCACCACCAUCAUCACUUUGCAUCCAAAUUAGAUGUGAGCUAG